ACUUUGACAGACUGAUGUUUCCGCAGAGAAACAGCGCAGCUUCGUUUCUGCGCAUUUUCUCAUUCUGUCAAGAGAACUGCAGCUGAUCCGGAUCAACACGAGAACUGAUCCGGAUCAACACGAGAACUGAUCCGGAUCAACACGAGAGAACCUGCCGCUGAACCACACAGACAUAGUCCUUCAUCAUCUCCCGCAGAGUCUUCCUCACCGGUGAUGUUGUGUGUUCUGAAGCAGCAUCAGUGACGUCCUUGUGUGUUUCACUGUUUCUGUGAAGUCUACAGAAUCAAACCCGUCAGCUGGAUCCAACAUGGCCGCUCCAGGUGCACUGUGUGUGUGUGUCCUGCUGCUGCUUCCUGCUGCGACCGCUCUUCAGUCUGAGGACAUCGAGUGUGCCUUCACCGACAACCUGCAGGGGGCGGGGCCUCACAAUGGACCAACCAAUGAGCUGCGAGGAGUGGUACGAGAGAAUGGCACGAUCCGCUGCAGCCGCGGCUCCCGCUGCUAUGGAUUGUGGGAAAAACAAGCAGACAGUGAAAUGCACCUGGUGAAUCAAGGUUGUUGGGCCGGUGACCAGCCGGAGUGUCAUGGUGACCGUUGCCUGGUAACGGCAACGCCCUCUCAGAUCCAGAAUGGUAACUACCGGUUCUGCUGCUGCAGCCGCGACCUUUGCAACUCCAACUUCACAGAGGCCCCGCCCACUGCUGACACCCCCGCCCUGAGACUGAUGAAGAGUGGUGACAGACAGACAGAUCAGCAGCCGCUGAGGCGAGAGGAGACAGCGCUUGUCGCUCUGGUAACCGUUGCCAUAGCAGCCAUUCUCAUCAUGGCACUGUUCCUGGGAUACCGGAUGAUGAGAGGGAAACAGAAACACGCUCUGUCGGCUCUGGACGUGUUGGAGGCUGCGAACACUGAGUCUGUCGAUCUGGACAAUCUGAAACUGCUGCUGCUGAUUGGUCGAGGUCGUUACGGCGUAGUGUUUCGUGGCAGUCUUAACGAGCGCUGCGUGGCCGUCAAAGUCUUCAGCUCGGCUAACCGGCAGAACUUUGCUAACGAGUGCUCGAUCUACUGCCUCCCUCUGCUGCAGCAGCAUGACAACAUCAGCCGCUUCCUGACUGCUGAUGAAAGGACGACAGCCGACGGACAGCCAGAGUUCCUGAUCGUCAUGGAGUACUAUCCACACGGCUGUCUGUCUCACUUCCUGUCCGUCCACACAGUGGAUUGGUUGACGUGCUGCCGGAUGUGUCAGGGUGUGACCAGAGGUUUGUCCUUCCUGCACACUGAGCUCUACAGAGCAGACCAGUACAAACCGGCUGUGGCUCACAGAGACGUCACCAGCAGGAACGUUCUGGUCCGAGCCGACCUGUCAUGCGUCCUCGCCGACUUCGGGCUGUCCAUGAGGCUGACAGGACACCGGCCCUGUCGCCCCGGAGACGAUGACACGGUGGCAAUAUCUGAGGUGGGGACGGUGCGGUACAUGGCGCCGGAGGUUCUGGGCGGAGCGCUGAACCUCAGGGACUGUGAGUCGGCUCUGAAGCAGGUGGACGUUUACGCUCUGGGACUACUUUACUGGGAGAGCUUCAGAAGAUGCAGCGACCUGUUCCCAGGUGAAACAGCACCAGAGUACCAGCUGGCGUUUCAGGCGGAGCUCGGGAAUCAUCCGAGCUUCGACGAGAUGCAGAUCCUCGUCGUCCGAGAGAAACACAGACCGAGGUUCCCUGACGCCUGGAAGGAGAACAGUCUGGUGUUGCGUUCACUAAAGGAGACGAUGGAGGACUGCUGGGAUCAAGAUGCUGAAGCUCGACUCACGGCUCAGUGUGCAGAGGAGAGACUGACUGAACUCACACUACUGAGUACACACACUGCAAUACACAACAACAGGAAUCUGUCUCAGGGGCGACAGUCUCCUCGAGUUGGCUCCGCCUCUUCCCACAUCGAGGACCUGCAGGUGGGCGUGGUUAAAAAUCUCCAGGGAGACCCACACCUUCCAUCUGUUGUCAAGACAACCACGAGUGGAGCAGAAGGCCCCGAAAAAAACCGAAACUUAAUCAACUAUGAACGGCAGCAGAGUCAAGCUCGCUUGUCCUCUGUAGACGCCCCGCCCAGCCUGAUGCCUGCCCCCGUCCUCAGCACCGUCUCUGAAUCUGAACACAGACGUGGCACUGUUCCCGUCUGCCUGCAACUGACAGAAGAAGACCUGGACGCCACCAAGCUGGACCCCAGAAAGGUCGAUAAGAACCUGAGGGAAACUUCUGAUGAGAACUUAAUGGAACAUUCACAGAAACAGUUCAGUUCACAUCCACAAAUCAGCAAUCUGCUGUCACAGGCUCUACAGACUAACCAGGUGAACAACUCUGUGACGACUCAUCACGGUGAACUGGGGGGUGUUGAUGCUCCUCCGUCCUCCUCCAGCCACCCCCUCCCCAAACAGCAGAACUUGCCCAAGAGACCCACAAGCCUCCACCUUCUCCCCAAAACCAUGGAGACACUGUCGGCCUCUUCUCGACGGAAGUUGGAGAAGCUCAAGUCGAACCACAGACAGGUGGAAACAGGCGUUGCUAAGAUGAACACGGUGCCAGUUGCCGCAGCAGCAGAGCCCCACCUGGUGACCACGGUAACCAACAACACCAGCACUAGAGGCAGCGUUGCAACUGGGAAUCUAGUCCAGUCCAUAACGGUGGCUGCCAACAGCUACAGUGUGGGGGUCCCCACCCUGGUGACGAACAGUAUGAUCACUGGAGGUCGAACUAACCCGGCAGGACCACAGCUGGAGGACGAGGACAGGGUGGAGCAGGGGACGAUCAGAAGAGAAGACAGUCAUCUGAAUCUACUCAACUUCAGUCCUGAUGAAGACGAACCACUGCUGAGGAGAGAACAGCCUCCGGCCAAAAGCCAAGACCUUCCUCAUCAGUCACGAGCAUCAGGACGAGGAUCGAACUCCAACAACAACAACAACAACAGGAUGGUGUUGGGAGCAGAGGUCAAGAUCCAGGAUUCAGAGGUUAAAGCUGAGAGGAUGAAGGGUUCAGAGGUCAUUCAGGUCAGAGACAUCAUCAGUCCCAAACCUGAGCAGAUUAAUGGAACUCCAGUUACACAAGCUCAAGAUCCAGCCCCCAAAUUCCCAACCUUUUCAAACGUCUUAGGUUUAGAAACCUUAACCAAUGCCGAGGAUCCUUCGGCUGCAGAAACUCGCACUGCAAGAAAUCCAGCCUCAGAUCCAGAAGCUCCAGAAUCUCAAGAUUUAGAAACCACUGCUCCUAAUGAAGCCUCAGAUCCAGAACCUGCAGCUCUGCAAGUUUCAGCCGUAGAUCAGGUGGAACAGACCAGAACCAGGAGACCUGAGCGUCCCUGUUCUCUGGACCUGUCCUCGUCCUUCCCUUCUUCAGACGAUGUUUCCCUGACAGAUAAUCGGAGUGCUUCAGGAGAGAAAAUAAAACGUCGUGUUAAGACACCUUACACUCUGAAAAAAUGGCGUCCAGCCUCAUGGGUUGUUUCCACGGAUACAGCUCUCGACCCAGACUUUGAGUUCAACACCGAUGGCAUCAACAGCAGCCACACUCGCAUUUCUUCUGGUCUAAAUAGAGCAAGAAGGGUCAGCAUCCCUAAACUCAGCCAGUCGAAAUCCAGCAUGGCUGUGUUCUGGGUUGGAUGUGGAGCGGCCGCGACCUCUGAGCCUGACGGGAAGAGCAGCUUCUAAUGUUUUCUGUUUUCACCUCUUUGUCUUCCUUCUCUUUCAUUGAGGAAAAGACACUUGUGUCGCCCGACUUCUCCAAGCAAACUGAACCCGAACCCAUUUUUUUACAGAAAUCUCGACGGAAGCGAAACAAAGAUUUGAUUGACUUGGAAACCUUUUGAAGAAUCAACUGUUCCGUUCUGUUUCUAUCUGACCUCGAACCUUCGGCCUUUACCAUACAAAGUAUCGCGAAUGCCAACUAAGUCACGUUUUUAUUUCUGGUGAAUUGAUUUCCAAACUUUUAGGUGAUUGGCUCAUGUUGUAAUUAAUGUUGUGUUACUUGAAGUUGUGGCCUUUACCCGACCAUGAAUCUGUCAACUUAAGUGAAGGAACUCUAGCCUGUGGUGGCAGAUGGGGCUUUGAUCCUAUCUGGUUACAAACGUCUGACGGCGGGAACCUCCUCUGCGGUGGAUGUUUGGGCUGAAUAGAAGAAGAAUCCUCCGGCUUUUAGAUGAUUGGCUCCUGUAGUGAUUUGUUGUUAGUUGUUGGACAGUUGAUGUGUAGGUGGCCUGGGUCCGAGCUGGGCAACACAAGAAGGUUCCACUCACCUGUCGUCACCUGAAGAAUCUGUGUGUCUUGUGGGUUGUGAGUGUCGCGGCCUGUGGGUGUGACCCUGAUCCUCCCUGAGACUUUCAGCUCUUUCCGAUGCUGGUGAAGUUAACGACGCUCCGUAGAUACUUGGACUCCUGCUGUGACUUGUAGAUGUGGUGAUUGGCUGGUCAGCCUCACCAAAGAGGAUUCGGUCAAAUCUAAUGUCAGAUUAUUUUAUGCACUUUAAAGAAAGUUUGUGUUUCAGAAAACCUUCUGAGGGACAUCUCGUGCAAUUCCAGGAGAAACAAUGAUUUGAACUCCGUACGUUUCUUCUGUGUCUUUGUCGAAUGUGAUCCAAGAGUUUUUUUGCUUUAAAGCCCAAUUGUAGCUAUGCAGUCAUUUCCUCCUGGUGACGUGUAAACAGAUCCACAUCAACUCUCUUUGCUUUUGCACUUUGCUUUACGAGCUGCCUCGUGAGGUCCGUCGCACCACGUCAGGACACAGGAGCUAACGUUUGAGAAAAGGAAAAGAGAAGAGCCGCAAAACCUCGGCCACCAACAACCUCAGGAACCUGUCGACGCUGAGGUGGAACGCUGACGGAGGAGAUGAAGAAAGAUCUGAACUGUCACAACGAAGAAGGUGAAGAACUGAAACUGAGACAACAGAUAAAAAACCUUUAAGCUGAAUGAUUGACAUGUUUGUAAAGUAGCUUCAGACAAAGAAAGUUCAUCUGAUGGAAACAAAUUAAAGAAGAUAAUGUUAAUGUUGAUAAAGUUUAUCCACCACAGCACUUUUAUUAUUUUAUUAUUAUUUCAUUUUAUGUCCAUUUUAUUUUAUUAUAUAUCCACAUUAUUAACUGACACACCCUGCCUGUCGUCCACUGCCUUAUUAAUCACAAGUGAAGUUUUGGGCAUGAAGUGGAUUCUAUAUAACAAUAUAUCAUUUCUGUUACGUGAAAGGUUUUUGGAAGAAGCAGAAGCAGAGUAGUGAUAGAAGUUUAAAAUGUUUUAAAUGCCAAAUUUAUUAAUGAACUUUGGUAUGAAAAAAAAAGACUGAAUCAUCAUUUUCAUCUUUUAUUUAUUCAAAGAAGAAAUUAACAUUCAACAGAAUCAUUUUUAUAAAAAGUGACUGAUCAGCUGAUUUUAUAAAGUUGUUUUUUAUGUGACGCACCUUUUAACUACGUGAACAUUCCAUUAAGCCUCAUUAACUUUUUACUUCAUUUUCUUUUCUGUUUAUUGUUUUAGGUUGUUCAUAUAAAAUAUAAAAACGUUAGCUACGUCAACACGGUCGACGUAGCUAACGUUUAUAUCUCAUUGUUUUAUUGUAUUGAACUUUCAAGGCUUUUUGUUGGUUUUGUAUUUUGUACUGUUUGUAACAGAAAAUAAAGAACAGUGAAUAUUAAGUGAAAGUUCAUGUUACAGUGUUUUCUCUGUUUCCAUCAGACUGAAGUGAAGUAAUUUUAUUUAAACAUCUGUUCUAUUCUCUGUCUUUUCUUUGUUUCUGUGGUUGAUCUGAAGUUUUAUAUAAAUACUGAACACUGGUGGAAAAACCCUUUAAACUGUCUCUUAUAUAGUCGUCAUAAUAAAAACUUUAAAAACUAUUUCUACAUUUACUUUCAAUCAAGCUUCUUGUAUGAAAGAUCACACAGAUGAAAUGUUAAUCAUCAUAAACGGAGGAUGUGUUUUUGAAUUCUUCAUUUUCUCGUGCUGUGUGAAACAUUUUAGACAGAACAGAUGCAGUAUGGGUAAUAGUGUUUCUAUAAAGUCCUCAUUAUUAUUCCUUGUUAAUGUCUCGUUCACAUGACGCAUGAUGAACUUUCUCAAUCAGCCUUUAAGCUUCAAACUCAUGAAAUAAAGAUGAUCAAUGUCA
Molecule: messenger RNA, 6130 nt
Organism: Hippoglossus stenolepis (Pacific halibut)
Lineage: Eukaryota; Metazoa; Chordata; Actinopteri; Pleuronectiformes; Pleuronectidae
Product: bone morphogenetic protein receptor type-2
Exons: 19
Coding region: 308-3694 (1128 amino acids)
Biological process (GO): BMP signaling pathway; cellular response to growth factor stimulus; vasculature development
Cellular component (GO): plasma membrane; signaling receptor complex
Molecular function (GO): ATP binding; transforming growth factor beta receptor activity
Source: RefSeq, a predicted model, not a curated record